Messenger RNA from Scatophagus argus, 5947 nucleotides. It is a transcript of the gene zic4, whose product is annotated as zic family member 4. Bases 3483 to 5087 code for a protein of 534 amino acids. Gene Ontology annotation, biological process: regulation of transcription by RNA polymerase II; central nervous system development. NCBI's taxonomy places the organism in Eukaryota, Metazoa, Chordata, Actinopteri, Scatophagidae. Gene Ontology annotation, molecular function: DNA-binding transcription factor activity, RNA polymerase II-specific; RNA polymerase II cis-regulatory region sequence-specific DNA binding. The record is from RefSeq and is a predicted model, not a curated record. Gene Ontology annotation, cellular component: nucleus. The transcript has 2 exons.
UCUAUCUAUCUGUCUAUCUAUCUAUCUAUCUAUCUACAUCCACAAAGACAAUAUCAGAAGAAUAAAUUAUGGCACCACUUUGAUUUAUUCCAACCAGGGUGGAUUGACAGGGUAGUCAACAAGCCUUACGGCAUUCAAAGUGGACCCUAAUUACGCAUGUCAGGUCCAGUUUUACGUCUUUUCUCAGGAAAGCCUGGAGUUUGAUAUGAACUCUGCCCACUGUCCUCACUCUCUUUAAAGGCCACUUGUUAUCAUCAUAUCCCUUUCGUUUCCACGUAACGUUUUUUAUUUAUUAUUAUUAUUAUUGUUGUCCGACUCCAGUGCGCAGCUCUGUCCUUUUGAACACAGUGUUUCUGAGUCCCCUGCGGGUCACACCAGUGGAACAUCUGUCCUUUAGAUUUCCAUAUCAUCACGUUUACCAGCAGUACCCCACGUUCAUAAAGGUUACCUUGAAUAUAUAGGCCAGCAUUUAGCUCGGAUGCACUAGUAUGCCUAAUGUGUCCAUCAAGGUUUGACUGUGCUUGUGCAGCUUACUCAUUUUUUUUUCUGCAGGCCAGUGAUGCAUAGCUUGUGUGCAAAACCUUGUGGGUUGUCGAAGUUAUCGAGUGGGAUUUGCGGCGCUCUCUGCAGGAACCUCCGGCUGCUAGAGUUCAAAGCCACAUGCACAGACGUGCCAUGCGAACCAUUAAAAUAUCUGCUCGGCUACUAGGUUAGUUUCUACAAGGCACCCUCCAAGUCAGUCUUGGGAGACCAAGGAAAGAGGGCAAGUUUUGUUGUUCUCAACUUAACAAGUUAGACCUCCAACUUGAGCCGACGUUUUAGGUAGCCCACUACUCUGCUAUGCAAAAAUCGGAGGGAUCUUUCAACAGGUGGAAAACGGUAAGAAUGGCACAUCAAGACGAAAGGUCGUAUACACAGACUUGCAACAAGUGAGGCUAAAUGGGAAAAUUUUAUGUCAAGAAAAGAGUUGAAAGAAUUAUACAUGACUUUGCAUCUGUAUCUAAAGUUUCUAUGCCAGCUGUGUCUCCAAAUGGUUCUAACAUAUUUAACGUUUAUGCGUAAAAGAUAAGGUCCUAAUUAAAAGGCCAAUAACCGUUUAGCGUGAUGAGUGCUGGAGUCAUACUUCAGAGUGGAAAACGGCUACCAGGAGCUAUUUGGGAUUUACAGUGAAAAGACACUGAGCCAAAACAGCAAAAGCAGCGUUUUAUGAGACCUCUCUGCAAUAUUCAGCUUUUUUGUUGCUGUUGUUGUUGUUGUUUGGGAUCUUAUACAACUCCCUGCUUACUUGUCUCCAAGACUGACUGCAUGCACAGCUUGGACCAGAAAUAGCACUUCAAAGUUUAGCAUUACGCUGGGGCUGUGAUGCCUCUGAAGGCUACAGCUGUGAGCCUCAUGAGCCCCAUGCGCAAAGGCCAUUUAAUAAACAUCUUUUUGGAUCCGUCAUGUCUCAAAAUAUUGACUCAGUUUCUAACGUGCUGGAUAUGACGCUGUCAGCAACGAGUUUGACAAGUCAAUCCAGAGAAAUAACCUAGAAGAGUAUAGUAUUUUUUUAUUAUUAUUAUUAUUUUUGUCAUGUAAAAAUAUCAGCCAGGUGAGAGUGAGUGUCCUGUUAUUCAUCGUAUUCAAUUACUUCAGUUCAUAAAUGAAAACGACACUGUUAGUCAUCCUAAAAAAACGAGUUCAAACUAUGUGCAGACAGUUGGUUUUCUUAUUAACAAAAAUAAAUAAACAAAUAAAUAAUAAAUAAAAUAAGUGUGAGGAGGUUAACGUACUGACGAGCGCCUGUGACAAUAAAUUUGGGCUGCAGUCUUCCAGCCCUGACAGACUUAUGAUCAGUUAAAUAACACUUCGUAACACACUUCAUAUUCGACUUCAAAACCAUCAGUACCUCGAGUGACCGUCUUUAAGGUCUUUUCACAGUCUAAUUUAUUUGUUUAUUUUUAAAUACAACUACAGAGAUUAAGCCUUCAGUCCAAACACGCCACCACAUCCUGCAACAUGAAUCUGAAGCGUUCGGCAGCACAGAUUUGGUUGCAACACACAAGAUGUAACUCAAAUAAACUUCAAAAUAUGUCAGUGAAAUCUGUUAAUUCUAAAAGUUUUGCUGUGACAAGACAAGAAAUAAAAAAUCCAAAAUUCCCAGUUGUGACAUUCACGCAAGUUGGUUCAGAUUUCUGCCAUUCGUGUUCGUGAGAGACGGGAAAAGUCCACCAUGCUGGAUACUGUAAUCCGUGUGCAGUCACAUGCAAACAUUACUCCACAUUUUAAUGACUACACUGGAUUUUUAAAAUAGCCCUAAUGGUUUAAAAAAAUAAUAAAUAAAAAAAUAGUCAAUGGAAGUAAUAAUCAGUAGGAUUAGUAUAUAGUUUAUACGGCAUGUUGUUAUGAUCCAUAACUAAUAUCUUUAUUUUAAGCAUUCAAGCAAAAAUGCAGAAAAUAAUCACAAAGAUAAAGCAUCACACUACAUUGCAGUAACCGAUACUUACAGUACACACACGCGUUUUAUUUUGAACUUAAGUCUGCAACGGCACCACCUCCUGUGACCCUCAUCUGCUGCCGUCCUGGGUCUAAAGCAAAAUUACCCCGGAUCAUAACAACAGGUCCCGUCCAUUACAAUUUUUUUCUUCGGGACAAUGGCCGCAGCUCGCCCUGUUCACACUUCCCACACACUCGGAUCCCAGCACGCAGAGCACGGAGUCAACAGCGUAGUGCGCGCUGAAGGGCAAACGACUGGAUAUGUAAAUAUGCGUAUUUAUCAGCGCGCACAUUAAUACACUCCGGACUAUUUUAAACUCCCACGUGGAGAUUUCCCUCGGUUAAGCUGGCAAGUUUUCUUACGCCGACGCCGAUCUUUUACGUGCGUAAAGUUGUGCGUAAAGUUGUCUUUCAUACGUUGCAGGGGGAAAAUGAAGAUAUCACUGCAUUAUUUAUGAUCCUUACAACUUUUAUAGAGACAAUAUGCAUACUCUUGCGAGGCAGUCUGCUUUGUAAUUGCAUAAUCAAAGCGGGGAAAGUGCUGUUUCAUAGCCGCGCUGCCUUUGUUUGCUGCGACAAAAGAAAGGCGACUGAGUAUGUGGAUCAACUUUUUAGCAGUUUUAUUCUACAAUAAUCUUUGCAUAACAACUAUUUUUCUCAAGCGUUGCCCGAGGCUCUGCGCAUGCGCGCUGGCUGCUUGCUGUCACUAAGACAUUUUUCUUCACGUUGGAAACUGUCACUGGUGACGUCAAUCACCGAGCUCUGACCAAUUAGAGCGCAGGGUGAUUGUUUAGCUCCACGGGCUGCAGCGCCUACCAUGAAUCUCUAUUCAGUAUCAAAGCGUCCUGCUGCUGCCUCUCAAGCGAAUGGGAUUCCAUGUAGUCUGCAGAUAGACUUAACUUUAUAAAGUCUUUUUUUUUUUCUUUAUUUUUCAUUGCGAUUAAAAUAUAUUUGUCAUCAUCAUUAUUAUUUUGCCUGCUGUCAAGUUAUUCUAAAAUUAGGAAGUAAUGAGCGUGGAUGCAUUGGGAAGCCCCGUGAUGGACCCUACGUUUUCCAAACGGAACACGGCGCUGAGAUUAGUUGACUUGGCAGGGGCUCACCACCAUCACCAUCAUCACCACCAUACCCCUCAGAGCGUGACAGGCUUCCCGGGGUUCAGCAGCCAUCCACACUCAAUGGCUCACUCGCACCCUGGGGAGAUUACUGCGGAACCCCGCCUGGGGCCGAGUCCAUUCGGGCCAGAACACAUGGGGCACUCCGCGGCCCUCAAAAUCAGCCCAGCCCAUCAUUAUCCCCACCACCAUCACCACCACCACAAUCAUCAUAUGGCAGGCCACAGUGAAGUGGUCUCCAGUCAAACGGGAGCUUUUGGCCCGGUUCAGGCGACAUCGGUCCCCUAUUCUAUGUCUCACACGGCCCAGGCUUUAUCCGCAGGUAGGGAUUUCCUCAUCCGGAGAGAUCUGACAGCUCAAGCCAUGCCAGUGCUGACUGACCAGACUGCUGGUUCACCCUCUCACCACGGAAUGUUUGUCUCAACAACAGGUAGCUAUCCCGGACACUAUGGUCAUCACCCUGACGCUGGGAACCAUACCCUCUUCUCCGGACUCCAUCACGACCAGCCUUCUAGCGGAUCACCGGGUGGCCAAGCGUUGAAUGGACAAAUAAGGUUAGGACUACCUGGAGAAAUGUAUGUUAGGUCUGAUCACUUAAGUCAAGUGGCAAGCUCGAGGGCUGAUCCGUUCUCCGCCUCGCCUUUGCAUGGCUACGGUGGUCUGAAUCUGAACAUGAAUCUUAGCGCUCACCACCACCACCACCACCACGGAGCCGGUGCCUUUUUCCGCUACAUGAGGCAGCCGAUAAAGCAAGAGCUGAUUUGCAAAUGGCUGGAGCCGGAGCACUCGCCGAAGAAACUUUGCUCCAAAACUUACAGCACCAUGCACGAACUGGUAACGCAUGUGACGGUGGAGCACGUCGGAGGACCGGAGCAGGCGAACCAUAUAUGCUUUUGGGAAGAGUGUCCGAGGGAAGGCAAACCGUUUAAAGCCAAGUACAAACUUGUAAAUCACAUUCGAGUGCACACCGGGGAGAAACCGUUUCCAUGCCCAUUCCCUGGCUGUGGGAAAGUGUUUGCAAGAUCCGAGAAUCUUAAGAUUCACAAAAGGACGCACACAGGUGAGAAGCCCUUCAAAUGUGAGUUUGACGGCUGCGACAGACGCUUCGCCAACAGCAGUGACCGGAAAAAGCACUCCCACGUCCACACCAGCGAUAAGCCGUACAACUGUAAAGUGAGAGGCUGCGAUAAGUCCUACACACACCCCAGCUCCCUGAGGAAACACAUGAAGGUGCACUGCAAGUCACCCCCGCCCAGUUCGGGCUACGAGUCAUCCACCCCGUCCCUGGUCUCCCCCUCCUCAGACUUGGGCCGGGAGCCAGGAGGAUCCUCGGUGCUGUCGGAGCCGGUGGGAGCCUCCCAGCCCGCGAAUUUAAGUGAAUGGUACGUGUGCCACAGUUCAGGUGCCAGCGGCGCCCAGACACCACCCAGCGGGCCCUCCUCGCCCGACCCCACAGACGAGCCACCUUACAGAAACCCGGAACCAAGGGACGCGUUUUAACCCAAUCGAACACGGUGCCAGAAGUGACAGAACACGUUUCCAAAGGCUUAACUAUUAAAAAUGGUUUGGCUUUGGUGCCUAUAGCCUACGCCUGUGAAGGCCCACGUGCCCCCACCCCCUCCCCUUUUUUUCGGAUGAGCCACCAAGCCGACACCCUGAGCCAACAGACGCAUUUUAACCACAUUGGAAGGAAAAUGUGCAAACCUUAAAGACGUGCUAAUUUCCAGGCACAAUAAAAGAUAUAUUUUCAAACCUCAGCGAUCCAAAAUGGUUGGCUCAGUGCCUGCACGAUCUGACGGCCCAGUGCUCCACUUGUGGAGAGAGUCGUGUAAAUCCGUUACACUCUGUGAUACAUUAUAGUAGGGUAGGCAUGUUGUGUAAAGUUAUUUUGUAAAUUCGGGUUUUGACUUCAAUAUGUUUUUAUUUAUUUUUCAAUCUGAUCUUGGAGGAUUUUUGUAUUAUUGAACCAAAGUGCAUGUUUCAAUUGGGGCAAAAAUGUACAUUUGUAAAUUUUGUAAGUUUCGAUGUGUUGAUGUUGAUAGUUUUGUGAGAAUCUGCUUCAAAGCAGUUUCUUACUGAUCACUGCAGUUAUUUGUACAAACAUUUUAUGUUUACAGCAACUCUUUUUUCCAUUUGUGCAGAGGAUCAACAAUCGAACUGUUUAAUAAGCCUGCAGUAUUUGAUAUACGACCGUGAAAUUAUAAAUGUUUUAUCAAAGUGGGCAUUUUGUGGUUUUGUAUUAUUGUCGUCUUUUUUCUUUUUUUUUUCCUUUUUUUGAAUAUCUGAAAAAGAGCGGCACUCAAAAUGCGUACCGAAUUGCCUUGUAAUUUGUGAGUAUUUUGAAUAAAUCUUGAAUUGAA